This is a messenger RNA of Pararge aegeria (speckled wood butterfly), 340 nucleotides long. It is a transcript of the gene RpL39, whose product is annotated as 60S ribosomal protein L39. The record is from RefSeq and is a predicted model, not a curated record. Gene Ontology annotation, cellular component: ribosome; cytosolic large ribosomal subunit. Bases 139 to 294 code for a protein of 51 amino acids. Lineage: Eukaryota; Metazoa; Arthropoda; Insecta; Lepidoptera; Nymphalidae. Gene Ontology annotation, biological process: translation. Gene Ontology annotation, molecular function: structural constituent of ribosome. The transcript is spliced from 3 exons.
GUCAUACCGCGUACGUUGCCAACAACACUGGUAAACCAUAGACAAACAGAUAUAAAUUUGAAGUUAGCUGUCUUGACUUGACAACACCAAAUCGUAAAUUUUAACUCUCUUUCAGUUUUGACAGCAGGGAAGGCAGCCAUGUCGGCCCACAAGACAUUUAUUAUUAAGCGUAAGCUUGCCAAGAAAUUAAAACAAAACAGACCAAUUCCUCAAUGGGUACGAAUGCGCACUGGAAAUACAAUCCGGUACAACGCUAAGAGGCGUCACUGGAGGAGAACAAAGUUGAAGCUGUAAGCUUACUGUCUUGUAACUGUUAAGUAAAUAAACAAUGUAAAAUCUU